Messenger RNA from Neocloeon triangulifer, 792 nucleotides. RefSeq names its product sarcoplasmic calcium-binding protein 1 (gene Scp1). Bases 111 to 692 code for a protein of 193 amino acids. Gene Ontology annotation, molecular function: calcium ion binding. NCBI's taxonomy places the organism in Eukaryota, Metazoa, Arthropoda, Insecta, Ephemeroptera, Baetidae. The transcript is spliced from 6 exons. The record is from RefSeq and is a predicted model, not a curated record.
GAGGGGAGGUUACUAGACCGGGCCUACGAGUACCUCUCGGCUCACUCUGACUGUCAGUCGUGCUUAGCCGCUCAUCAGUGCAGCUCUACAGACUCGAGACCACAGCAGCCAUGGCGUACUCCUGGGAUAACCGCGUCAAGUUCGUCGUCCGCUACAUGUAUGACAUUGACAACAAUGGAUACUUGGACAAGAACGACUUCGAAUGCCUAGCCCUCCGCGCUACCAUCCUUGAGGCCCGCGGCGAGUACUCCGCCCAGCGCUUCGCUGACAACCAGAAGAUCAUGCAGAACCUGUGGUCCGAGAUUGCUGAGCUCGCUGACUUCAACAAGGACGGCCAAGUGUCUGUGGACGAGUUCAAACUGGCCGUCAAGAACUCUUGCGUUGGAAAGAAGUACAAUGAGUUCCCCCCUGCAAUGCGUGUCUUUAUUGACAGCACCUUCAAGAGCUUGGACAUUAAUGCCGACGGUGUGAUUGGACCCGAGGAGUACCGCGUUGACGCUGUUUCUCGCUCUGCCUUCACCAACGUUGAUGAGCUUGACGCUGCAUUCAACAAGCUGCUUAAUGACAACGACAAGAAGAUUGGCGGAAUCAACCUUGCCCGCUACCAGGAGCUCUACGCACAGUUCAUUGGUGAUGCCAACGAGGCUAACCCCGCUGUGUACCUGUUCGGCCCCCUGACCGAGCUGAGCUAAGCGCACUAUUCCUUUUUUAUUACAUUUUUGUAUCUCACGUUUCUCACAACUAUGUCCCUAUAAAGUAAUAAACAACAACAACAGAUGGACACUCACAAAA